AUGAGGGGGAAUAAAGUCAGGCAGUUGAUGACUAAUAAAUUUCAAAACUGGGAUUUUUAUUCCAGUCCUAUUACUGAAGGUAGAAUAUUGAUCAUAUGGAGGAAGAUCUUGCUCAAGGUUAUUGUUCUAGAGGAGACAAAUCAAUAUGUUCACUGUUAUAUUAAAAUGGCUGGUCAGAAACAUCCUUUUAGUGCUACAUUUGUGUAUGGGCUCAAUACUAUGGAGGAACGAAAGAUCCUAUGGCAAAGUUUACCAAGGCUUUCUCUUCUAGCCUCUUCUUGGGUUAUAUUAGGAGACUUUAAUGCAAUUUUUACAACAAAGGAUAGGAAUGGAGAUGGGUCUGUUCGCAUAUAUUCUAAGAUAGACCAUGUUCUUGCUAAUGAGGAGUGGCUGGAUUUUUUUCCUAAUACAACAGCUAUGUUCAGUUGGGAAACAGUUUCAGAUCACUGCUCUUGUACAAUUUCUAUUCUGGCUGCUAAAGAUCACUAUCAGGCUGCGCUUUUCCAAGCUCAGCAACACCCCCGAGACUUUACUCUUCAAGAUAAAGCCAAGGCUGCUGCUGAUGCUUUUAUAAUCCAGGAGCAUAUGUAUCACAGUUUCUUGGCUCAUAGAAGCAAGCUUACUUGGUUAAGGAAGGGUGACAUGAAUACUGCCUAUUUUCGUGCUUGUUUGAAAAAGCGCAAGGAGGAGAAUAGAAUAGCUACUUACAUAAUUGAACAAGGUAGGGUGGUGGAUAAUUUUUCUGAAGUGGUUUCUAAUUUUCUGAAUUACUUAAAAAGUUUUAUGGGUAGCCUUAGUUCAGCUACUAAGAAGAUAAAUAGACAGUGUGUAAAGAUGGGAUCCAAGCUCUCAAUAGACCAGCAGAUUCAAUUGUUGAAGCCUUUCUCUCAUAAGGAAAUACGCGAUACUAUAUUUAGUAUUCCCAAUACCAAAUCCCCGGGUCCAGAUGGGUUUGGCUUUGCUUUUUUCAAGGAGUUAUGGCAGGAAAUUGGCAGUGAAGUUUGCAGAGUAGUAGGUCAGUUUUUUGAGACAGGUAGAAUUCCUGAGGAGCUUCUUAAUACUACUCUGUCUUUGGUCCCUAAAACUGAUAAUCCUUCUCAGGUUGUGGACUAUAGACCUAUUGCUUGUUGUUCUACCCUUUGUAAAUAUGAUCUGAUUUUGUUCUGUAGAGGUUCUCUUUCAGUUGUUAAAGUGGUCAAGGGUGCUCUAGGGGAUUUCAGUUCUGCUACUGGGCUCCAAAUUAAUGCUAGCAAAUCUCAUAUAUACUUUGGGGGAGUUUCUGCUGAGGACAGACAGAUGAUAGUUGCUGAGAUACAGCUUUCUGAAGGCACCUUUCCUCUUAAGUAUCUUGGUGUCCCUAUGAGACCAACCAAAUGGAAGCAUGAAGAUUGUGACAUUAUCAUCCAAAAGAGCAAGAUUCAUGUGGCUUCUUGGUCGAAGGUCUGUCUGCCUAAAGCUUAUGGAGGUCUUGGGUUUAGAAAUGGUUCUGUUUGGAACCGUGUCAUCUUAGCAAAAUCUAUAUGUGCUAUUUCUGAGAAGCAUGAUGUGCUUUGGGAAUUAAGAAGGAAGCUUGGGAAUUUAGCUUGGUUAUGGCUUGGUGAAGAGAUUCAACAGCAAAGCUUUAUUGAGAGUCAUUCCCAUCUGUUCUUUGACUGCCAUCUCUCCAAACAGGUUAUGGAGCUUAUCUUUGAUUGGAUGGUUUUUAAAGCUUGGUCUAUUGAGUUUGCUGGUUGGAAGGUCUGGCUUACUAGCAGAAAACCUGGUCUCCUGUUUUCUCUCACUAACAUGAUAUUGGCAGCUGCUGUCUACAACAGAUGGAGGAAUCGAAACAGAUGUAUUUUUGAUAGAUUUUCUUGGGCGGCUGUUGGGAUGCAAAAAUCUUUUGAGAAAAAGAGUAGUUGCAUUGAAACCAUAGCGAAGAGGAAAUUAUGA
This is a messenger RNA of Humulus lupulus (European hop), 1932 nucleotides long. RefSeq lists its product as uncharacterized. Bases 1 to 1932 code for a protein of 643 amino acids. The transcript has 8 exons. The record is from RefSeq and is a predicted model, not a curated record. Lineage: Eukaryota; Viridiplantae; Streptophyta; Magnoliopsida; Rosales; Cannabaceae.